This is a messenger RNA of Rhizophagus irregularis DAOM 181602=DAOM 197198, 960 nucleotides long. The record is from RefSeq and is a predicted model, not a curated record. NCBI's taxonomy places the organism in Eukaryota, Fungi, Glomeromycota, Glomeromycetes, Glomerales, Glomeraceae.
UUUUUUGUUUUUUUAUCUUUAAGAUUAUGAAGAUUAUGUAUAUAAAAAUUAAGGAUUAGUAUUUUGAUUCACAAAAGAAUCAUACAAGUUAAAAUUAAACACGAAUACGAGAUCAGUUUAAUUAAAAAAUUAGAAUUUCUACUAUUUCUACUUAUAUAUUAUUGCAUUUCUAUAUAUGAUUUAUUCUUUAAAGGGAUCAAAAUCACGUGCGGUAAAAAUUUGUGCGACUUGAUCAAAGUAUUUAUGUACAGUAGUACUUACCGUACUUGCCAUAGUUAAUUUUUUUAACACGUAAAUACGCGUUCUCUAAAAUUCUCAAUUUAACAAGUAUGAAUAAACGUACUAGUUCUUCUAGUCCUUCUCAUGAACUUAGUGAACUUAGUGAACUUAGACCUCAAAAGAAAAAUAAAUCUAAUAAUAAAACUAGUUAUAUUACGCGUACAACUCCACGUUUUAUUUUACCUAAGCCUGUUCUUUCUGAGCAGCAACAGCAAAAUAUUUCCUUUGAACAACAGUAUCAAAACGUUCUCCCUCAGUACUCUCAGCAACAUGUUCCCUUUCAAUUACAACAACAAGAUAAUUUUUUCCAACAAUAUCAACAACGUACUUUGCAGCAACAACAACAGCAGCAAAUUGUUCUCACUCGACAACAACAACAGCAAAAUCUUUCUACUCAACAGCAACAGCAAAAUCUUCCUCAGCAACAGGAACAGCAAAUUCUUUCCUUUCGGCAACAAUGGCCAAAUAUUGUUACUACUAAACAGCAACGGAAAGAUGUUUUUAUUCAUCAGCAACAUUAUAUCUGAUUAUGGAAGAGUUAUAAUGAAAUAUUUUGCCGGAUGCAAAAUGAUAAACAUUAUCAUUAUGAGGUCGAGAAAAUAAUAAAUCAUUCUCGUCCGAGUCUAAAGAGAAUAUGUUCAUUAUAUUAUGUAAUUAAUGUUUUUACCUAAUAAAGAAACA